Eruca vesicaria subsp. sativa (arugula) is the source of this 894-nucleotide messenger RNA. The record is from the annotation of a GenBank genome assembly. NCBI's taxonomy places the organism in Eukaryota, Viridiplantae, Streptophyta, Magnoliopsida, Brassicales, Brassicaceae.
AUGGAUCGACCACCGUCGUUUCCUAACUACCUAAACCCUAAUCCAAAUUUCUUCCACCCUCCACCUCCGCCACCGAUUCGCGACCUCUCCGCUACACUCUCCUCUCUACAGUCUCUACUAUCGGAAUCCCAACGCACAUUAGCUUCCCUCUCGCAAAAUCUAUCUUCUCUUCUCCACAAGGACGGUUUCGUUCAAUGUCCUUUCGAUCCUAACCACCAAAUGCCACCGGAAGCUCUCUUCCUCCACUCACUCCAUUGCCAUAACCCCCUCGAUCUCACUCCCUUCCUUGAAUCAUUCAGUAGCUACAGAAACACGCUCGAAUUACCGAUAAAGCCAGAGCUGAAUAACGUCGAUGACCUCUGUUUCUCCUUAGAUGACGUCACAGACUUCGGGAACAACUUCUUCUACAACGAUUGCCCUGCCGUUGUUAACUUCUCUGAGUUUAACAGUAAAACGCGGCGUUUUACACUUCCUAGUGUUCUCCUUCUCUCUGUUGAAUGCAGCGAUGGAGAACAACAGAUUUGUGUAACUAACGACAAUAUGGAUUUCGGAUCUGGGAAGAUGAUAGAAAUUGGGCAUUAUCAAGGCACUGAAACUAUUAGAGGAAUAGAUUUUGACCUUUCGGAGGACAGGGGAGAACUAAUCAUUGACGAGCGAGCCUUUGAAGGGAUGUCUAGGCUCCAGUUCUUAAGAUUCCAGAAACGUGGUUUGUAUUACAACACCACAAUUCUCCUACCCCAGGGUCUGAAGUUUAGAGCUCGUAAACUUAGAUUUCUUGAAUGGGAUCAGUUUCCGCUGACAUGUUUUCCUCGUGAGUUUCAACCGCGACGUCUUGUCAAACUUAUGAUGGAGCACAGCAAGCUUGAAAAGCUGUGGGAAGGAACUAUUGCUUAA